AUGUCAAUCAAAAUUGCAGUUACUGCAGGUGCACUAGCAGGUGCUACAAUAGCAGUCGUCAAUAACAAAGAAAGUGUCUUAAGAGGAGCAGAAUAUGUUUUACAAAAAGGAGCUGAUUUCUGUAAGCAAAGGUUAGAAAAGGCCCAUGAGAUGAACAUGCACUUUGCUGAAAGUCACGAAGAUAGUGCAUUUGCAUCUGGAUAUGCAUAUAGUGAAUCUGGGAACUCUACAGGUAUUGAUACGCCAGAUGAAAUGGAUAGUGACCGGGAUUACGCUACGACUCCUGAUAUUUCUGACAUGUCAGACUCUUCAGAUGAAGAAAUUGAUAUGAUCAGUUUAGAUUAA
Messenger RNA from Debaryomyces fabryi, 345 nucleotides. RefSeq lists its product as uncharacterized. The coding region runs from base 1 to 345 and encodes 114 amino acids. The record is from RefSeq and is a predicted model, not a curated record. The transcript has a single exon. Lineage: Eukaryota; Fungi; Ascomycota; Pichiomycetes; Serinales; Debaryomycetaceae.